UUCAGAGGCGUAAAGAUAGAGAGAUAUUAGGGUUGCCGCUGCUCUUCUUCUCCAGGGAGAGCAGCGGCCAGUUUUUAUACGAUUUUUCAGGUAUACUACUUAAAGGUCAGAUUUUUCAGGUUGUUAUGGCAAAAGCACUUGACUUAGUGAACAUCACCCCACAAAUGAGAGGAUGGAGUUGUCAAGUACGUAUUGUGAAAACAUUCGAUGAAAAGUUGUCAAGCAACACACCUGGAAAACGUUUCAUGCAAAUCCUGCUCGAAGACAAACAUGGAAUCCGAGUUCAAGCGGUGGUUUUUGACAACGACAUCCCAAGAUACAACUCCACACUCCAUCUUGACUCCUGCUACACCAUUUCCAAUGCGAGUGUCAAACCUCAACG
Messenger RNA from Cuscuta europaea, 382 nucleotides. NCBI's taxonomy places the organism in Eukaryota, Viridiplantae, Streptophyta, Magnoliopsida, Solanales, Convolvulaceae. The record is from the annotation of a GenBank genome assembly.